Molecule: messenger RNA, 3427 nt
Organism: Schistocerca nitens (vagrant locust)
Lineage: Eukaryota; Metazoa; Arthropoda; Insecta; Orthoptera; Acrididae
Product: large neutral amino acids transporter small subunit 1
Exons: 12
Coding region: 155-1639 (494 amino acids)
Biological process (GO): amino acid transmembrane transport
Cellular component (GO): membrane
Molecular function (GO): L-amino acid transmembrane transporter activity
Source: RefSeq, a predicted model, not a curated record
GUCGGCGGCAGCGCAGCGGGAAGCACGUGCCACAAAAGCUCUCCAGGCCCAAGCCGAGCCGCACACUGCAGCUGGCAGCUCUGCCCGCGCGUAACUGCAGAACUAACUCUCUAACACAAACACACGUACAGUCCUCCGAGAGAAAGAGAGUAGGAUGCCUUCGCCCAAGGCGCGCUACGACGAGGUGCAGAUGAAAGAUGCCGCCCCCGAGGAAGCGGCCGCGCUGGGGGCGGCCGGCGGCGAUGACGGUGAGAUCCGCCUCAAAGCCAAGAUGUCGCUGCUCAACGGUGUCACCGUCAUCGUGGGCAGCAUCAUCGGCUCCGGCAUCUUCGUGUCGCCCACGGGCGUGCUCAAGAACACCGGCUCGGUGAACCUGUCGCUGAUCGUGUGGACCGCCUCGGGCGUCUUCUCCAUGGUGGGCGCCUACUGCUACGCCGAGCUGGGCUGCAUGAUCUCAAAGAGCGGCGCCGACUACGCGUACAUCAUGGAGACGUUCGGACCGUUUCUGGCGUUCGUGCGGCUCUGGAUCGAGUGCAUGAUCGUGCGGCCUUGCUCGCAGGCGAUCGUGGCGCUCACGUUCAGCGUGUACGUGCUCAAGCCCUUCUUCCCGGAGUGCGAUCCGCCGGACGACGCUGGCCGCCUGCUCGCCGUGUGCUGCAUCAUGGUGCUGACGUUCGUCAACUGCUGGGACGUGAAGUGGGCGACGCGCGUGCAGGACGUGUUCACGUACGCCAAGCUUCUGGCGCUGUUCGUCAUCAUAGCAGCCGGCGGCUACCAGCUCUGCGUGGGCCAGACAGAAUACUUUACAUUUGAAAAUACUAAAUCUGAAGUGACGUCUGUGGCCCUGUCAUUCUAUUCGGGGCUGUUUGCAUAUAAUGGAUGGAAUUAUCUGAAUUUCAUCAUUGAAGAACUAAAGGAUCCUAUAAGGAAUUUGCCCCGGGCCAUUGCAAUUUCAUGCACACUUGUCACUGUUGUCUAUGUCAUGACCAAUGUAGCAUUCUACACAACUUUAUCUCCAGAAGAAGUCCUGGGUUCUGAAGCUGUGGCUGUGACCUUUGCGAACCGCUUAUUUGGAUUUAUGGCAUGGACUAUACCAGUCUUUGUGGCAUUAUCCACUUUUGGAGCUGUUAAUGGAAUUCUGCUCACUUCAUCAAGAUUAUUCUAUGCUGGGGCAUGUGAGGGACAAAUGCCAGAAAUUUUAACAAUGAUUCAAAUAUCAAAGCUGACUCCUGCUCCAGCUGUACUCUGCAUGGCCUUACUGUCAAUGCUGUACUUGACUGUGUCUGACAUUGGAGCUCUGAUAAACUAUGUGGGCUUUGCAACUUGGUUGAGUAUUGGUGUAGCAGUAUUGUGCCUCCCAUGGUUACGAUGGACACAGCCCAACUUGGCUCGACCAAUCAAAGUCAACCUGUUCUUCCCUAUUAUUUACAUCCUGGCCAGCUUAUUCAUAACCAUUGUGCCAAUGCUGGCAAGUCCAGUGGAGACAGGCUAUGGCUGUCUUAUGAUACUCACAUCAGUUCCUGUUUACCUGAUAUUUGUCUAUUGGAAAAAUAAACCAAAGCCAGUACAAAAAUUUUUAGGUGCUGCAACACAUUGCCUCCAAAAACUCAUGGUUGUUGUUCGGCCACAGUCAAAGUAGCGGCAACACAUCUUGUGCAGAAACUCAUGAUGGUUGUUGGUGCACAGAAGCCAGCUCAGGUAUAAAAUCAGAGUUGUGGACCAAAAAGGCAAUGAUAUGAGCUGAUGGUGCAACUUGCUUGAAGAGAGAAGAUAAAAAAGAAUGAGAGUGAGUGAGUGAGUAUUGCCAGAAUGUCCCUGUUUACAAAAAGUAAAGUAUAAAUGUGGAUAUGUCAGGUUGUCAAAUUGACUUCAUUGGAAGUAUCAUUUUGAAACUAUUUAUUACCAUUCUUCAUUAUUUCCCAGACAAACCUUGUCCUCCCUUCUCUACCCUUUUCAUCAAUGUGUGGAUGUGAGGUAUAAGAUUUAAUUAAAUUUAGUAUUUUAAAAUAGCAGCUUAUGUUCAUUUCACUUCUCUCUUCAAUCAAGAAUAACCACCUUGUUGCAGAUGAUUGACAAUACAUAAUUGGCUGUAUAUUUUUAACAGUUGCACAUAAGACUCAAGUGUGAUGUGACUUGUUGAUGUUUCUGAAAUACUCAGAAACUGUGGACUGUAAAGUAAUAUGAUGUAGGCUAGGAUUGUAAGUACAGAAAUGUACUGGUGCAUGAAGAUUACUACUGAAUGAUGAGUUGCACUAAAUCAAUGUGAUUUUCUGUGUAAUCACUCAUAUCAUGUUUCAUAUAAGUUGAAAUACUCCAUGUGUACAGAACUCUUCCUGGUAGUUUUAUUUUAUUUGUAUUUUCUAAUUGUAUGUAAAAUGUGAUUUUAAGAAUGCUUUUAAAAGAAACAAGUGGUGAUGUUUUUAUGUUGUAAGAUUACUUAGCAAAGGAGAACAAGGAAUAUGUGAAACACAAUAUCAAGGAUUGUAUUUUUGAACUUGGAAGUCCAUUUGCUUUAUGAGGAGCAGUGUUAAAGUUUGCAUCAUCUUCAUUGUAAUUGCAUAUUCCCCGAAAUUACUGUAUGAGCUUUAAGUCUGCCAUUCCUGGAUGGCAGUGAAACUUGCAUUUCCUUUUGCAUAUACACAAUUGGCUCAAGGUUUGUACUGGUACAUGGUGCAACUGUAACUGUUUUUUUUUUUUUAAAUUUUGAGAACUGCUGUAUGCUUUAUUUUAAAAACACACAGUUCCAUCCAAACAUUCUACAGUCACAAACUUCAAUCAUUACUAUGAAAGUACUUAUAUGUCAAUGCUUUCACACUACUACUCAUAGCUCAGACAAUACUAAAUUGUAAGUCACACACACCCAGAAACGUGCAUAUUGUAAUGUAACUGAAGAUUGUAUAUGAAGAAAUGCCCAUUUGUUAUUAGCAUUGUGAGGGUAUCUUAAGUGUAACUUUUUGACAUGCUUUGCGUGUAUUUUGUUUUGUGGUUGGUUACAAAUGUUAAUGGUUCCUGAGUGUAAUUUAAUGCCAACAAAAUUCUGAAUUUUGGGAUACACCAAUAAAUUUUUUAUUUAUAACUGCAAACAAAUCUUUUAUUGUUGGCCUAGUGCCUCAAGCUGAAUGGAAUUUACUGUUCACAUUUGAAAUAUAUAUUUUUGUAAACUUUGUUCAGUACUGUAAAUAUUUAAUUAAAAGACACAACCAAUGGAUGGAGCUGAAACUCUGAAAUGUAGAUGUAUUCUGUUUUGUAAUAAGAGGAAAAGGGACAAUACAUAGACAAUGGAUAAAAAAAAGUACAUAUAUAUAUCUGUAUAAACUGCCAUACAUUUCCAGUGGCAGAAUAUCACAAUGUGUUCAUAACGACUGAGAUACAAAACGAAAUUAGAAAUGGGAGGAUACUGCAAAUAAAAUAAAGAUUAAUAACUAAA